AAAUGAUAGCUUAAUUUGCUAUAAACAUGAACCUAAAAUGAAAGAUUAUUUAUAUUGUUAAGCUUAGGUCUAGUAUUUAAAGUAGUUAAUCAAUUAUUAUUAUCAAUCAUUAAAAUAGAUUCUUCUUUCGUAGGUGUUACAAAAUACUAAUAACUUGACAUGUAUGAUCUAUUUAUACAUCUGUGACGUAUAUACAUUGUUUUGUUAUGGAUGGUUUUUGUGUAUUAUUCUGGCAACAUUUAGUGUGUGAGUGAACGCAAAAAAAGCUUGCCGAUAUUUCAUCCAUCUCCCUCGUAAAUUUUGGACAUAGGCUGAUUGACAACAAAAGGCACUAUUUUGAGGAUCAUUGUUGUUUUAAAUGUUUCCUUGUAAAUAAGUGUUGUGAAAAGAGCGCCUGUAUUCGUGACUUACACCGUGGAUGAAAAAAUAUGAAGCGGCGAAAUGCCGAAACUGGGAAGUUGCGGCGCCCCUUGAAGCGCACAAAAAUCACCGAAGGAAUGUACGGAAAUUCAAUGCUGUACCUGAAGUUUGUGAUGAUUUGGGCAACAGUUGUGAUGGCCGACUACAUGCUGGAGUUUAGGUUUGAGUUCCUCUGGCCCUUCUGGAUGAUGCUGAGAUCAGUAUAUGAUUCAUUUAAAUAUCAAGGACUUGCAUUUUCCGUAUUCUUCAUCUGCAUAGCACUAACUUCAGAUAUGAUAUGUUUCUUCUUUAUACCUCUACAGUACAUAUUCUUUGCAGCAAGUACCUAUGUGUGGGUACAAUAUGUGUGGUACACAUUUGCAGAUAAAGGCAUCUGCGUGCCAACAGUAGCGAUAUGCUGCCUGCUGGUGUACGUGGAGGGGCUGUGGCGGGGCUCGCGCGGCGGCGGCGGCUCGCUGUGCCGGCCGCUGGCCGCGCACUGCGUGGGCUACCCCGUGGUCACGCUGGGCUUCGGGGCCAAGGCGCUGCUGGCCCACCGCCUGCGCCAGCGCCGCCAGCGACACGUGCGCGCCAUGAACGAGUUCUACUUCCAGCUCAUGCGGGACGCGCUGCCCGAGACCGCCGUAGACCAGACACAGAGUCAACAGCAGCCACAGCAGCAAGCGUCCACGAAAGAAGGCGUGGUCGCGAACGGCGGCUCGGAGUGCGGGACACAGACGCAGCCGCAGUCGCAGACGCAGGCGCAGGCGCCGGCCGACGCGCGACACAUGAACGGCUCGCUGCGGCGCUGCCGGUUCAAGACCGCCGACCACAACGGACACUGUCCGCAGGAACACGCGCAGCUGCAGGCUAAGUUAGAGAAAUUAGAGAAGCACUUAGCAGCGCAGAGCGCUAACCGCGAGCGCGAGAAGGCGGGCGGCGGCGGGACCGCGCCCAGCUCCUCCGCCAGCUCCAGCGGCAGCUGCUGCAGCUCGCGCCCGCUCAGCAACGGGGCCGCCGCGCAUGCUGACGACGACGACGCCAAAGGUGGUGUAAAGUUGUCAAAGUUGGAAAAGAAAGAGGCUUAUAGUACAUUAAAAGAAGAAAAAAGAAAGAAUAAAAGCAGAGAUAAAGAUAAGGAGAACAGCGAUAGUCAUAAGAGUACAGAAAACACAAAAGAACAUAUAGUUAAAGAUAAAGAUGUAGAGAGUACAAAAGAGUGUAUAAAAAUUAAGGAAUGCAGUAAUAAAGAGUUAAAAGAAAAGGAAAAAGAGAAGGAAAGAGAAAGAGAAAUGAAGGAGAAAGAGAAGGAACGGGAGAGGGAAAGAGAGCGGGAACUGCGCUCGGCGCGCGAGUGCAGCGAGGAGCUGAAGCGAGUGCGCGUGGAGCUAGCAGCGGCGCGCGCGGCCGAGCAGGACGCCCGCCGCGCGCUGGCCGCCGCCGCCGCCGCCGAGCGCCAGCGCCGCGCCGACCACCACCAGCUCAAGCAGGCGCACCAGGCGCUGCAGCACAAGUUGUCAGCGUGGCGCACAGGCGAGCGCGCGUCGCUGGAGCGGCGCCUGGGCGAGGAACGGCGCGCGCGCUCCGCCGCCGAGGCGCAGCUGCUGCGGGCCAAGCACGCCGCCAGGCCGCCCAGGUACCUGCACUUAUGUGUCUAUAUGACCUUCAUUUUUAAAAGAGUAACUUAUGGUGUUUUUUGCCGGUUCUUCUCCAUAACAAUGACACUUUGGUACCGCGAAACUAAAGUCAUAACUGCAACGUUUUGCAAGAGCCUGUUAAACGGCCUACUUGAAAUAAAAACUUUUGAUGUUUUUGAUUUUGAUAUCAUCAGAUACGCGGAGUGCGAGAGCGAGCUGUGCCGGUCGCGGCGCGCGGCGGCCGAGGCGGAGGGCGCGGCGCUGCGCCGGGACCUCACGCGCGCGCGCGAGCGGGCCGCGCAGCUGCAGCGGGACCUCGGCCUCGCCACCGACCAGGUGCGGUCAUUAGAGUCGCUUAAAGAGCAGCACCUAAAGAAGGUGGCGGCGGCUGCAGAGCUGGAGCACGAGUACAACAACCUGCAGAAGAACCACACGUACCUGGAGUCCUCGCUGUCCUCCGAGACGCGCGUCAAGCUGGACCUGCUGUCCGCGCUGGGCGAGGCCAAGCGCAAGCUGCACAUACAGGAGGGUUUAAUAUCCCGGCAAGACAAGGAGAUGGAGGAGCUGAAGGCGCAGCUGCUGGCGGUGAUGCCGCCCGCGUUCCCGGGCGCGGGCGCCAGCCAGCGGCGCCUGGACGCGUCGCCGCUGGACCCCAACGCCUGCGUCUACACGCCCAAGCAGCUCGCGCUCGCCUCCGACGCCUGAAGCCCGGCCCGGACCUGCAUACCCUAGCUCCCGAACAACCUAGCCGCGAUACGCGACCCCCACCAGCAUGCGCCGGCGGCCGCGAUCCUCCGGCCGGUGGCGCAAGACCCCACCCCUAGAAUACAAAUAGAAAAUAGUACUUCUUAAUUUAGGUUCAGAAUCAGAUUCUAAUAAUUGUGUGCUGAAACCUAGACGAUCACUUCGAUUCGAGGGUCGAUCCCGGAAGUGUAAUAAGAGACGACAUCUAGUGCGUACUUAGGUCGCGAUGUACCGAGACUACCGAGCUUUGAACCCUACCCGAGCGAUGCUGAUCUUUGUAUGGGCGUUUCCUGAUCUCAAUUUGUUUUUUUUUUGUUUUCUAAUUGAUAAUGCAAGCUGACAGUUUACAUGUUUUCGUUAAUUUAUUGUGUUAGUUAAAAUUAAAAGUGAUUUUUUGUAAGUCGGAAGCUAGGUGAGUGAUUAAAAUUCUGUGUUCAUUUUGAAAUUACGUAUCGUUUUAUGAUAGUUUGAAAUUAUAGAUGUAAACGCCAUUUUAGUUUGUAAAUGAUAUGAAUCUGAAGUUUCUGUAGGCGCGUGUCGGCCGCUAAAUGUCCAUACAAAUAUCGGUAAAAUUAAUAUACUGGAUAAACAUUAAAAUAAUACAAG
Molecule: messenger RNA, 3386 nt
Organism: Trichoplusia ni (cabbage looper)
Lineage: Eukaryota; Metazoa; Arthropoda; Insecta; Lepidoptera; Noctuidae
Product: macoilin-1-like
Exons: 13
Coding region: 429-2741 (770 amino acids)
Biological process (GO): neuronal signal transduction
Cellular component (GO): rough endoplasmic reticulum membrane
Source: RefSeq, a predicted model, not a curated record